Molecule: messenger RNA, 668 nt
Organism: Thermothielavioides terrestris NRRL 8126
Lineage: Eukaryota; Fungi; Ascomycota; Sordariomycetes; Sordariales; Chaetomiaceae
Exons: 1
Coding region: 239-409 (56 amino acids)
Source: RefSeq, a predicted model, not a curated record
CACGCAGACGCAGAGGUAUGUGUCAUGACAACGCAGCUGGACACUCUUGGAACUUACCGGGAUGUUACAAGACGCGCAAUGGCCGGGUCCAGAGCAUCAGGUCAGAACCCGUGAGCCGAAACAGGGAAGCCCUAGCGUGUCGCGUGUGCGCGGAAUAUCUGUCGAUGGCAGCGAAGGAGGGUGUGAAGCUGAAGUGAAUGAACGUGAAGGCCCGGAAUGAGCCCAGCAAAGUGACGUUAUGGAGCCGAAGGGCGAAAACGCAGACAAGGAGCGAAAGCCGAAUUCUCGAUGCCGGGAAAAGGAACGUGAUGAGCAAGGCGAGGGCGAACUCGCCCAGCAGCAGGUCCGCACUGAUGUCCAAUGUUCCCGUCCAGGGGUGGGCGGGGAAGAGAACCAGCUCUUGGUAUGAUAUAGACCAGAGGCUGAUAUGUCAGGGGGUGAGAAAGUUUGUUAAAGGAGCGACUAUGGGACAACCAGUGUGGACUGUGGUGGUCGGGACGAGGCAAAAGGAAGAAAAGAAGCCCGGAAGAUGCGGCAGGUGCAGGACCCUGGGGGUAUAAGACAGGAAACUACCGCUGACCGGGCAGUCAGGCUCGGAGACAUGGGGGUGGGGUCUACAUAGAGGAGGGCCCAGCGCGGUCGAGUCCGGGACGUCGGUAGGAGCUGGG